Molecule: messenger RNA, 2118 nt
Organism: Limulus polyphemus (Atlantic horseshoe crab)
Lineage: Eukaryota; Metazoa; Arthropoda; Merostomata; Xiphosura; Limulidae
Gene: toy
Product: paired box protein Pax-6
Exons: 9
Coding region: 291-1661 (456 amino acids)
Biological process (GO): anatomical structure development; regulation of transcription by RNA polymerase II
Molecular function (GO): DNA-binding transcription factor activity, RNA polymerase II-specific; RNA polymerase II cis-regulatory region sequence-specific DNA binding
Source: RefSeq, a predicted model, not a curated record
AGUAUCAAUAGGUUGCUAGGAGUUAUGUUUGUAGAUCGUGUGUACAGAGUAAACUUUGCGAAGUUCUGAUAUGUGGUAGCAGUGACAACACGCCUGUUAAGGUCGGUGAGAAAUAAACAGUGUUAACGUAAAUACUUUCUAAUAGCACCCAGUCUUGUAAAAUAAAACAACAUAACAUCGCAGGUUACCGUUAACCUGAAGGUGUCGACGCCUCGCUACCCAUUUGAAGAGACUGAUAGGCUGACCAGCGGCUACUAACAGCUCCUAUAGCUUCUGAAACCUCAGAGAAAAUGCCUCAUAAAGGUCACAGUGGAGUAAAUCAGCUAGGUGGAGUGUACGUGAACGGACGGCCGUUGCCAGACUCGACCCGUCAGAAGAUCGUGGAGCUGGCCCACAGUGGUGCUAGGCCUUGUGACAUUUCCCGCAUACUGCAGGUCUCUAACGGUUGUGUUUCUAAGAUACUGGGACGUUACUACGAGACCGGCUCCAUCAAACCCCGGACCAUUGGUGGCAGUAAGCCACGUGUGGCCACUUCGGCUGUGGUGAAUAAAAUAGCCGACUACAAACGAGAGUGUCCUUCCGUAUUUGCCUGGGAAAUUCGAGACCGACUCUUAGCAGACGGGGUGUGUAACAGUGAGAACAUUCCAAGUGUAUCUUCAAUAAACAGAGUUUUAAGGAAUCUGACGAGUCAGAAGGACCAACAGGAACCUUCUCCUCAUCAUGUCCCCAUGACUGGACCAGAAUCAGUUUAUGACAAAUUACGGUUGCUAAACGGUUCCCAGCCGUGGCCUUGGUACCCGACCGGCCCAACUCACCACUUUCACGGCAUCCCUCCGACAUCAUCGCCAGUUGCUCUAGGCCAAAAUGCGGGUCUUGUAGGACCAGUCCACGGUGGAAACGGUCACCCAAGUCUUGCAGCAUGCGAAAGCCACCGUCAGGAUCACCCUAGCGUUAAAAAAGAUUCCAUAGAUGCAACUUCUGACGGAAACUCAGAAAACAAUUCCUCUGCAGAUGAGGACUCACAGCUGCGCAUGCGUUUAAAAAGAAAACUCCAAAGAAAUCGGACAUCUUUUACAAACGAGCAAAUAGAAGCUUUAGAAAAAGAAUUCGAAAGAACACAUUAUCCAGAUGUUUUUGCAAGAGAAAGAUUAGCUGAAAAGAUUACUCUUCCUGAAGCUCGUAUUCAGGUAUGGUUUUCCAACCGUCGAGCAAAAUGGCGGCGAGAAGAGAAGCUUCGUAACCAAAGACGAGUGGUUGAACAACCAACUGGCACAACUGUACUAGCACCACCUAACGGACGACUUCCAAUUAAUGGAACCUUUUAUAACUCUAUGUAUCCAUCAUUAGGACAACCGAUGGGUGGAAUGGGCGAUUCUUACAGUAUGCCACCAUCAUCCAGCAUGACGUCAAAUCAUUGUCUGCAGCAACGCGAUCCUACCUCUUAUACCUACAUGUUUCACGAUCCACUUAGUCUGGGAUCUUAUUCACGAUCAUCUUGUACACCCAGUCAGUCAAUUAAUGGACACCCGUCUUACUCUGUUAAUGGAGGAAAUGCGCAUGGUGCAGGUGUCAUUUCUCCAGGUGUGACCGUUCCUCUGCAGGUACCAAGCCAAGGCCCUGAUCUUUCAAUGGCUACCAAUUACUGGCAUCGUAUUCAGUGACCUCAAACUUGUAGAAACGGCUACUAUUCGUUAAUUGUACCUUUUAAUGCUAUAAUAAAGCUUUGAUUAAGUCUGACUACAGAAAAGAACGUUUUUGAACAGUGGAAUAAGGCCUUGAAUAAAUAUGGUUACUGAGCAUUCUUUAGCAGUGAAAAACCUUGAUUAAGUCUCAUUAGUGAGAACGCAUUCUUUAACAAUGGAAAACGACUUUGAUUAAAUCUGGUAACUGAGAAAGUAUUCUUGCACAGUGAAAAAAAAAACCUUGAUUAAAUCUGGUUACUGAAAAAGCAUUCUUUAACACUGGAAUAAUAAAGCCUUGAUUAAGUCUGGUUAUCGACAAAGCAAUAUUUAACAGUGAAAUAGAAGCUUACCAAAAAAAGCGUUUUCAGAAUUAAAGCCUGCAAAGUAAAUCGGUUCUAUACAGAAUAUAAAUAAUUACUUCGUUGUGUUCACAGAA